This is a messenger RNA of Eremomyces bilateralis CBS 781.70, 1901 nucleotides long. RefSeq lists its product as uncharacterized. The transcript has 3 exons. Gene Ontology annotation, molecular function: metallodipeptidase activity. Gene Ontology annotation, biological process: proteolysis. The coding region runs from base 249 to 1652 and encodes 467 amino acids. The record is from RefSeq and is a predicted model, not a curated record. Lineage: Eukaryota; Fungi; Ascomycota; Dothideomycetes; Eremomycetales; Eremomycetaceae.
UGCAACUGCUAUAGUGGAGGGGUUCUAGAUACAUACAUGCCAAAUACAAUUAAUUAACUAACUACAUUAGAACCGGGUAACAAAUCUAAGUCAAUCAUCUCAGAAGUCGGAACAGAAAGUGUUCGAUAUGAGAAGUAAUAGGCGUUUCGGCUUGAGCUUUUCUUAGUUAUCAGGUGAUGCAGUCAUAGACUGAGCGCUGCGACUGAGAUUCUUCCCAACCAUACCACGCUUCUCGGAAACUUUUCAACAUGGAAUAUAGCAGGUUCGGAGACGCGGACGGAAUCAAUUCCAUAAAACCGAAGGCCUAUCAAGGGCAAAAUGCAGGAGAGCGGCGAUCAUGGGGAACUUGGGUAUCUCCGACAAAGAUACUGCUAUUGAUUUUGGGAGCCUUUGCGAUUGUCGCUUAUACAUUCGGACUCGUUCCACCGGCGUGUUCGAGAAGGAAUUUGUCGAUACCAGAAAGAGCAAGGAGGAUCCUCAAAGAGCAUCCGUUGAUUGAUGGGCACAAUGAUCUGAUGAUUUUGAUACGAUUUAUGGAUCAGAGCAAGAUCUAUACCAAUGAAUUCAAGGAAAAGUUCGAGAAUGGGGGCUUACAUGGCCAUGUUGACCUCCCUCGUCUGGACACGGGAAUGGUUGGAGGCUCUUUUUGGAGCGCGUUUUGGCCUUGCCCGACUAAUGGUUCCGACUUUUCGGAUGAGAAUUAUGACCCGAUUGUUCGCGCUACCUUGAGCCAACUCGACCUCUACCAACGUCUUGGUGCCGCAUAUCCCCACUACUUUACCCCUUCUACCUCGUACUCAUCCGCUCUCCACGCGUUCUCAAGCGGCAACCUCAUCUCCCCAGCUGCAAUCGAAGGCCUCCAUCAAAUCGGCAAUCGUCUAUCAACCCUGCGCCUGUACUACUCCCUAGGGGUACGAUACGCAACGCUCACCUGGAACUGUCAUAAUGCCUACGCAGACGCCGCUCUCGUGACGAACGAUGACGGGGACACAGUCAAAAGCUCGCCGCUAUGGGGCGGCAUUUCACCAAACGCUGGACGGGCCCUCAUCCAGGAAAUGAACCGGCUAGGCAUGAUCGUGGACCUGUCUCAUGUUAGUGUUGACACGAUGCGUGAUGUGCUGGAAGGCAAAGUUGGUGAUGGAAAGAUCGAUGGAUGGACUGGGAGUCUGGCGCCCCCGAUUUUCUCGCACAGCUCGGCGUAUGCCAUCUGUCCCCAUCCGCGAAAUGUGCCGGACGACGUUCUUCAACUAGUUAAGAGACGAGGAAGCGUGGUGAUGAUCAAUUUCUCACCGGAUUUCAUCGCUUGUAAGGAAAGCGGUUCGUCCACGGGGCUCCCUGAUUCGGUACCGGAAGAUGCGACGCUGCAGCAGGUGGUCAAGCACAUCAAGCACAUCGGAGAACUCAUCGGAUACGAGCAUGUGGGCCUCGGUUCCGAUUUCGAUGGCCUCGAAUCGACGCCGAAAGGACUAGAAGAUGUCUCGAAGUAUCCGAAAUUGGUGGAGACAUUGCUGGAGGAAGGCCUUACGGAAGAACAGCUCGCGGGCAUCGUCGGGAGGAACGUGCUGCGGGUCUGGAAGGAGACCGAGCAGGUUGCGGAAGAACUGAGUUGGAUCAACCCUCUGGAAGACGAUUUGGAACAAUUGCAGAAGUAGAGGGCUCGUAUGGGGUACCAAAAUGGCCCUACGUGUAAAGACGAUAGCUAUUAGGCACAGUAAGGUAGUUUGAGGAGCAACAUUUUGAUACCCCGAGCCUUUUAGGAUUCACAACAUGUGCCUUAUUUCACCCAGACUCCUGUCACGAUCCUGAAACGCCCGGAGGCACAGACUCGGAUUCUUCGACUCUUCACAUAAAGGGUGGGAUAUACGGAGUACCGAUCUGCCCAAAAAGGGGCACGCUAGACU